AUGGUCUCAAAAUCUAGCCUGGACCAGAUCGAGAGCCUUGCGCAACAGAUCGAGGAAUAUCGCAGUUCGACUGAAAUUAACCUCGAAACUCAUCGACUGGACACGCGGAAGGCUUGCGCAGAUAUUGAGCAGAAGCUAAGCUCAAGCAAAGAAGUUCGCUUUUCAAAGUUCGAAUUACGGGUGCUUUGGUGUCGGCCGUGGUCUAAGUUCCUUGGAAUAUCUAGCCUGGAGGAACAGUACAAUAUGACACACGACACACAGCUAAGAACAAAAGAAGAUCUCCUGGCGCUAAGACUUGAGACGAAUGAGAAUGCCGCGAACACUACACAAUUGAAUUCAGACCUCCAGAAGGUCGAGAUCAAGCAGCGGGAGCAGCAGCAACAUACAGCAAGAUACGGUUCCCCGUAUCCCACGACAACCUCGGGAAGACCGGGAAGUAGCAGCAUCACCAGAUAG
Molecule: messenger RNA, 456 nt
Organism: Aaosphaeria arxii CBS 175.79
Lineage: Eukaryota; Fungi; Ascomycota; Dothideomycetes; Pleosporales
Exons: 1
Coding region: 1-456 (151 amino acids)
Source: RefSeq, a predicted model, not a curated record